UUUUCAUUUCAAGAGCGGAGACUGAAGAGAGCGUAGUGCUUCAGGCUUCUCUUCCUCCAAGACUCACUUCUUCUGCAGAGACCUCGGGAGCUGGAUCACUCGAGUUCGAUUUCAGGUGAGCACGCAAGCUGUGGUUUCUUCGAAUCCAAGCUCCCUUCCCAGUCUUUCUUCUUCUCCGUUUAUUUGCUCUCUCUGAUGGUCCACAAGAUAGGAGAGCCAUAGCUCGUGUGUCAGUGUGUGGAGCUGAACCUUCGAUCAUCUCUUUGCUCCUUAUGUGUGUGUGUGUGUGUGUGUGUUGAUAAUCAUUUGAUCAGCUCUAAUUUUAGAUCCGUUUACCAAUUCUUGGUUUCUUCAUUCUGUGGGGACUGAAGUUCUUAUGAUCUUCCCUCAAAAUUCAGAAAAAAAACCUUCUUGGUUUCUUCUUUUAUGGUUCUUAUUAUUAUGUGGUGUUGGGUUGGUCAGCAGCUCUUAGAAUUAGCCUCCAGAUUUUAUGAAAGCAAACGUGGACAUGCUUAUGUGCAUCCUGUUUCUAAUUCAGUGUCACAUAUAUUUAGCAGCGGCGAUACACUUUAUUUCCUGUCUAAUAAAGAUUCAGGCUCUUGUUAGUUUGUUUGAGCACAAUAAAUAAAUGGAAGAAAGAAGAUAUCUAGUACUAAUUGAUCUUCUCCUUCAAAGGACCGAAGAUGUCAAUUGCAGUACUAAUUAGCAAUGAAUCACUUGCCUUACGUUAUGCCUUUCCUUCCUUUUAUGUAUCUGUUACAACUUUCUGAACCUGCCUUGAACAAACAACAAAGUACUAUUUUUCCUUCUGGAGUCAAAGCAGGGGACGCGCGGUUGAUGGCGCCUCUGGAGUCAGGUUCUUCACAGCUCUUCUUCAACAGCAAUGUCAUCGACAACACUUUCGAUAUCUAUGAGUGCAAUAGCAUGGUGGGCACUGAAGCUGUGCCAGAUCAUAGCCGGUUUUCUCGGCCUCUGUGCACUAAUAAUGUCCCUGAUCCACCUCCAUUGCCUGGAACUUCUUAUGGCAAACAGAGAACUUCUAGGAAUGUGAAGGCUUGUUGUAUUCAUGUCCCUGAAGAGGUCCAGGACUACUGGAACAAGAUGUUCUCAGAAGGGUAUCAAGCUGAUGUUUCUAUCUCGACAGAUGAUGGAACCAAGAUUUUAUCACAUUCAUGCAUCCUUGGCAUCAGAUCUCCUGUUCUAAGAAACAUGCUGGAAGAAGCUACAGUACAAAAUGGUUUCAGACAUAUCCUGAUUCCUGGUGUACCAUCAGAAGCGGUCCAUGUCUUCAUCAGAUACCUAUAUUCUUCACGUUUCAAGCAGGAUGAGAUGAAGAAAUAUGCUCUUCACUUGCUUGUACUCUCUCACGCUUUCUCGGUACCAUCCCUGAAGAUUGUCUGCACCGACCAACUUGAGAGAUUUUUUCUUGCUCCUGAUAACGUGGUAGACAUGCUACAACUGGCUAGACUAUGUGAUGCACCAAGGCUCUCGCUCGUCUGUACCCGUAUGAUCGUUGGAGAUUUCAAGACUAUCUCUCUGUCGGAAGGGUGGAAGGUGAUGAGACAGAUCAACCCAUGCCUAGAACAAGAGCUUCUUGAGUCUCUUGUUGAAGUGGAUACAAGAAGGCAAGAAAGAACUAAAAGGAUGGAGGAGAAGAAGGUUUAUCUCCAACUACAUGAAGCUAUGGUAGCCCUUGUUCAUAUAUGCCGAGACGGAUGUAGGACAAUUGGUCCCUGGGAUCAAAAACUCAAGGGCAGUCAAGCUGCUUGCAAGUUUCCUGCCUGCAAGGGUGUUGAGCUGCUCGUGCGCCAUUUCGCAGCAUGCAAAAUGCGGGUGCCUGGUGGCUGCGCCAACUGCAAGCGCAUAUGGCAACUUCUUGAGCUGCAUUCUUGCAUGUGUCCCACAACAGACAGCUGCAGGGUUCCUCUAUGCAGGCAUUUUAGAAUGAAGAUGCAACAGCUGGGGAAGAAAGAAAAGAUAAAAUGGGACCUUUUGGCGUGUAAGGUGCUAGAGAGCAAAGGAACAAUCAGUUCCAUCCCAACAAGGAGAAAGCUAACAUCCAAGGCAGUUGGAAGUUGCCGUGUAGUUUGACAGCGAAUAUGUUCCUUCGGACAUCUGAGCAUGUGAAUCAUUGACUAAGCUGGCUACACUAAGUACUACUGUGAACCAUUUUAGUGCUUAGUAGCGGCUUCCAGUGGAGGAGCAGAGCUGAAUUCAGACAAUGGUGUCUCAAUGGUCAUGAUGGCAAGUUUUUGGCAAGAGGAGCAGUUGCGGAAAUCCUAGCAGGUCGAAAGACAUGAUGUGUUAACUUGCCACUUCCGGGGUACAUGCAUAUAAAUCGAAGUUUGAUUGUACUAUACUAGCAUGCAGAACAUAGAAGAAUUAGAGAGUGAGACAAAAAAAAACUUGAGAAUUUGUCCACGGGGACUAACCAUGAUA
Molecule: messenger RNA, 2439 nt
Organism: Lolium perenne
Lineage: Eukaryota; Viridiplantae; Streptophyta; Magnoliopsida; Poales; Poaceae
Product: BTB/POZ and TAZ domain-containing protein 3
Molecular function (GO): protein binding
Source: RefSeq, a predicted model, not a curated record